AUGUCUUUCAAUACCAAUGUUCAGGAAGAAGACAACACCGUUUUGUUGCUCUCGCUUUGGCCGCCUGGAAGCCAAUCCUCACCAGCUUCUUCCUCCUGCUCUUCUUCUACUUCAACUUUCGUUGCUUCUAAGUGGCUCCGCGCAAGCUCGAAACCGCAGUGUCACUUCUCCCACUCUUCAAACCAAGUGGACGAUGACUCCUCAGUGACGAUCGAACUCUCCAUUGGCCCCCUGAAUGCGAGGCCUAGGGCAAGCACAAGCACCGUGGCCACCACCGCCGCAGGCUUGAACCUCGUGCCUAGUCGCUACUGGAUUCCCUCUCCCGCCGAAAUCCUCGUUGGCGCCACCCAGUUCUCCUGCACCGUGUCCAACAAAACCUUUAAUCACUUCAACAACAUGCAGAUGCACAUGUGGGGUCACGGAUCGCAGUAUCGGAGGGGAUCGGAGUCACCGCGUGCCAUAACGAGGCAAUUGCCCUCGCCAUGUCUGUUGAAGCUGCCGUGCUACUGCUGCGCGGAGGGGUGUAAGAACAACAUUGAGCAUCCUAGGUCACGGCCGCUCAAGGACUUUCGGACACUGCAGACGCAUUACAAGCGCAAGCACGGAGUGCGGCCUUUCGCGUGCCGUAGGUGCGGUAAGGCAUUCGCAGUGCGCGGUGACUGGCGCACCCACGAGAAGAACUGUGGGAAGCUGUGGUUCUGCAUCUGCGGCUCCGACUUCAAGCACAAGCGAUCUCUCAAGGACCACGUGAGAUCCUUCGGCAGCGGCCAUGCACCUCAUAUCGUGGAGACGAUGAGCAUUGAUGAAGAGGUGGGGGUGAUAGAAGGUAAGGACGGUGACGAGCUAAGAGAGUAA
Messenger RNA from Musa acuminata AAA Group (dessert banana), 855 nucleotides. Its product is annotated as zinc finger protein WIP6-like. Gene Ontology annotation, cellular component: nucleus. The record is from RefSeq and is a predicted model, not a curated record. Gene Ontology annotation, molecular function: DNA-binding transcription factor activity. Gene Ontology annotation, biological process: anatomical structure development; regulation of gene expression. The coding region runs from base 1 to 855 and encodes 284 amino acids. NCBI's taxonomy places the organism in Eukaryota, Viridiplantae, Streptophyta, Magnoliopsida, Zingiberales, Musaceae. The transcript has 2 exons.